Nomia melanderi (Alkali bee) is the source of this 1692-nucleotide messenger RNA. It is a transcript of the gene Fntb, whose product is annotated as Farnesyl transferase beta subunit. Gene Ontology annotation, cellular component: protein farnesyltransferase complex. Gene Ontology annotation, biological process: protein farnesylation. Gene Ontology annotation, molecular function: protein farnesyltransferase activity. The record is from RefSeq and is a predicted model, not a curated record. Lineage: Eukaryota; Metazoa; Arthropoda; Insecta; Hymenoptera; Halictidae.
UAUCGCGAUAUAAGAGAGGUCUGGUGACGAGUUGCCAGAGUGGGGUGAACAACUAUGUGUUUUGACAAACGGUGUGCUGUAACUAAGGUUAAUCACGCACAGUUCUUAAUAUUUUGCAAGUGUGUCUAUAAUAUACACUUUGGUUAGUGUCACAGAACCUCCACGCUCUAUUAACCUUAACGUAAUUAUUCCGCAUUCAACAUGAAUGUGAUGUAGUUAUUUUGAAAUUUAAUUAAUUACUCGCCCCCUUUUCUUAAAUUUCGGCGCUCAAUUUUCCAUUAUUAAAUUUGAUACGAGACAUUCACGCAUUUCCAAUAGAUUAUGAGGAAGUCAAUGUUGAGUGAACUCGAAGAACCUCACAUUAGAAGUUACGCCGAAAUAUUCGAACAAAAACAAGAUGAUGAAGAACAUCAAACCAAAACGUCGAUAGAACAGGAGCAUAUAGAAAAUCAAGUACUUAAAUUGUACAAAUUAAGUCAUACCCCCACUUUAAUAACAGAAAAGCAUAUAAAAAAAUUAAAAAUAUUUAUAACUAAUCUUGAUGGAACUUACGAAUCUUUAGAUUGCAGCAGGUCAUGGUUAUGUUAUUGGAUUUUACAUUGCCUGCAAAUCUUAGGACAUCGUUUAAACGAUGAAGAGUAUUCCAGAAUUAUUGGUUUCUUAGCCAAAUGUCAGUCACCGGAAGGAGGAUUUGGAGGAGGUCCAGGACAGUAUCCUCACUUAGCUAGUACUUAUGCAGCAGUGAAUGCAUUAUGUAUCAUUGGAACUCAUGAAGCUUAUCAAGCAAUCGAUAGGAAAGCGCUUAAACGCUUUUUAAUAUCCUUGCAUGGUGAAGAUGGUUCUUUUAGUUUACAUGCUGAUGGAGAAGUAGAUAUAAGGGGUAUAUACUGUGCACUUGCUGUAGCAAAAUUGACAAAUGUAUAUACUCCUGAAAUGUUCAAGGGAUCAGAAGACUGGAUAGCUAAAUGUCAGACUUGGGAGGGUGGUAUUGGUGGUUGUCCCGGUAUGGAAGCUCAUGGUGGAUAUACAUAUUGUGGAUUAGCAGCACUUGUGCUUCUUGGGAAAACUGAUUUUUGCCAUUUAAAAUCAUUAUUGAGAUGGAUAGUAAACAAACAAAUGCGGAUGGAAGGUGGAUUUCAAGGACGAUCCAAUAAAGUAAUAGAUGGUUGCUAUUCAUUUUGGCAAGGCGGAGUUUUUGCAUUGAUUCAUGCAAUUUUAACAAAACAGAAAAAAGUGUUCAAUUCUAAUUACUGGUUGUUCAAUCAAGAGGCCUUACAAGAAUAUCUAUUAAUCUGCUGCCAACAUCCUGAUGGUGGCCUUUUGGAUAAGCCUGGAAGAUAUCCAGAUAUGUAUCAUACAUGUUAUGCUCUCAGUGGAUUAUCAAUUGCACAAAAUUCUCCACAGCCAUUAAUUAUUGGACCUGAAACCACCAAUUUGGUGGAAGUAACUCAUCCUGUAUAUAAUCUAGUACUUACUUGUGCAGAUAAUGCACUGAAUUACUUUAACAGACAACCGAUACCUGCCUGAGCAUAUAUUUGGUAUUUGAAGUGCAUUAAUAGAGUAAUAACUGUUUCUAUUCUAUUUUGUGAAAAAAUUCAAAAUGGCAAAUUCUAUUUCACUUCAUAUUAAAAUUGACCAACAAAUGUAAAUAUAAUGUUACUUAUUAAUAAAAGUAAGGUGUAUUAAGAUUAA